Molecule: messenger RNA, 1929 nt
Organism: Clonostachys rhizophaga
Lineage: Eukaryota; Fungi; Ascomycota; Sordariomycetes; Hypocreales; Bionectriaceae
Source: the annotation of a GenBank genome assembly
AUGGCUACGCCAACUAUGACUUCGCCGCAAGUUAUAUUGAAUGCAAAUCAGAAACAUCAGCCAGAAUCGACACCAAAUACAGCACAUGAGACCAAAAAGAUCAUCUCUAAAAUCCAGAGCGUUUUGACUCAGGCACCCUCUACCACAUUCAAAUUGGCAACAAACCCCGCCAGCAUCUUUCGAUCAUCAUCAAGGGCUACAACUUGGCCAGACCCUCUAGCCUCCAUUGGGGCUGCUAUUGAUACCGGGACAAAGAAAAUGGAUGGACUAAAAGCAUGGUUCACGAAAGGCCCGGCUCGAGAGACUUUUGAAUCCAAGAUCCUUCCUGAGCUUGAGCAUCUCCUGGAGAAUUGCGGCCUUCCUGAAGGAGCCCCUCUCUUUCUCAGGGAUUAUAUGAUCGGACCAUCUGAAAUCAGAGCUGCUCCAACCGUAAUGAUAUGUUGCAUCGAUAAAAACAUCCUUGCCAAAGCUAAGCGGUGCGUGAGCGAAAACGGGGUAGUGAAGAGCCAUGGCUUCAAGUUAGGAUGCAGCGCUCUGUACCUUGAAGCGAGGACAAUGCCAAUUAAAUGCAUGGAGGAGUUGCCUCUAGACGAGGAGAAUGACGAUAUUUCACGCGACUCAAGAUUAGGCUCCACACUCCUUGGACGCCGGGUCUUUUUCAGAAGCGAUGAUAAUGGCAAUCUUCGGGCUGCCACGGGCGGUCCUGUGGUGAUGCUCGGAGGGGACCUGUAUCAACUCACAGUCGCGCACGUCUUAGAAAGAGAGGAUCAGGACUCUAUCCACCGACAAGAGUUAGACCUCGACAGCUUCGAGCUUGAAAGCGACAAUGAGGAACGUGGCUUCGAAUAUGAAGGUGCUACAACAAGCUUGGGAAGCAUUUCUUCAGAUGAAAGCUUGGAUGAGACAGACCCGGAUGAAGAUGGUGAACGUUCCGGAUCGUCUGGUGACAAACUUCACCGGGAUGCUGUAUGUAAACCCGAAUUCCAUCAAGACCAGCGUCUAGAGAAUCAAGCUCUCGACAGUUCUCCCGGCAAGCUGCAAUUGCCGGCGAAACAAGUUUGGCCUGGCAGACAUGUUGAAGAUAAUGCAAUCUGCAGCUCACCCAAGCCGAGUCGUACUCUUGACUAUCUGUUAUUUGCGAUUUCUAAUGAGGAUAAACCCCUCUCCUCAGUUCAAACCAUGAACACAGUCCAUCCCAGGAUGUACAAAUCUGGCAAUGGCUCUGAAAAGGACCACCAGGUGCUUGAGAUUCGACAACCAGCCGCUAUUGGUGAUUCCGAGAAUGAGGUAAUGAUUAUCACAGCGGUAGGUGUAGUUUUGGGUAGACUCAUACCCGGUGCGACAUCGUACCGCCAGCCUGGUAAUACGGAGUUCCGGAGAGUAUACAUCAUUUUUGCUGAAUCCCAAGUGUUUGAAGGGGAUUGUGGUGCCGCUGUUAUCGAUGCAUCAACAGGCUGCUUUUACGGACAGGUCGUCCUUGGUGUUCCUGGGACACCUCUUGCAUAUCUUGUACCCUCUUCGGAAAUACUACAAGAUAUUGAAAAUCAGACCGGCCUGAAGGCUUCUCUAGAUAUGCGCCAACUCCAGAAGGGGUUAAAGAAUGUGUCUCGACUCCCCGGGCCCUCUAUGACCUUCGACCUUGGAGAUGAUUUGGAGUUUGCAGUAUCAGCAUUAGUCAAGAAUAAGACCGAUGAUCAGCCUCGCGAUCCUUUAAUGGAGGGUGAAUACCAAUCGCCAUUCUCGCCAACGAAGGUCCGAUCUUUUGAAAAGACUUCUUUAAGCAGAUGGUUGAAUGAGCCACCCGAGCUACAGGCGGUCUUGAUGGGAGUUAUAGGCGGGACCAAUUCCUCAGGGAACAAUAACGAAGCUACCGCCUCCCAGGGAAUUUCAGAAGAUGCCGUUGUUGCCCCGGAAACUAAAUUGCCAUAA